UAAUAAAUAUAGGGUAUGCAAGUAGAGCUCUCGUUAUUGCUUAACGCACUCGCGUCAAACAUAGCAACACGGCCAUCUUUAUUUUAUUUACAUCAUGGCGGACGUUCAAUAACAAGAAAAUCAGACAUGCCGUCAGUGGUUGAAGUAAGUCAGCCAGUAGCUGUGGCAACAGCUCCACAGCCGAUGAAACAAUAUGUGCCGCAAAUGACCCAGUUUUCAAGCAUGGAAAAGACAAAUUAUCAUGGAAUUGAAGUUAUUAAUGAAAUUGUGUGGCAAGGAUGGGAACCUGGUAGAGAAUACACAAAGAACAUUGUGCUUAAAAAUGUGAAUGUUAAGACUCAGAAAAUAAAAUACAAGGUACCCAACACACGUUUUUUUACGACACUGUACCCCAAACCUGUAGUGCUUAGCGCUGGAACCAGCUUUUCUCUGCCUGUUACAUUCAGACCACUGGAAAAAGUGGUUUAUAAUGACAAGAUAGAAUUUCACCUAAAAGAUGGAUCGUUUGAAGUCCCUAUCAGAGCAGUCCUUCCACAGGUCGAUAUCUCAGUUCCUGAAUUCUUGGACUUUAACAUGUGUGCUGCCAAAGAUGUAGUCCAUACUGCAUUUGAAGUCAAGAACACUGGGGACCUUGAAACAAAGAUUGAAUGGGAAGUGAAAGCACCCUUCACCAUAGAACCAAGUGCUGCAAUUCUGAAGUCUGGUGCGGUCAGACAAUUCAGAGCCACAUUCACUCCUAUUACUGCUUGUGUUUUCCAAGGAGAAGCAGUGUGUAGAUAUGGACCAGACCUAGUACAGGGAAAAGUUACAAAAAUGGAAGGAAUAGGAAAAUACCCCCACAUUCUGGUGUCUUCUGCUGGAAAGCCUUCCAACAGUUUGAACUCCAACAAUCAUGAAGCUGAAAUUAAGUUUUCUCCAACACCUGUGGGAACAACCAUACAGAAGUGGGUGGAGCUCCAUAACCUGGCCCCUGUGCGUGCUCCUUACAAGGUGCAACAUCCCUCCAAGAUGAGUCGUAUUGACACUGUGUUUGAUUGUCCACAGAGAGAGGGAGUUGUACCCCCAAUGAGCUACGUCCGGAUUCCAGUUACCUACAGCCCAAACACAGUAGAUACUACAUCCACAGACUAUUUCAAUGUUGUUGCCAUUGGUAACAUCAGCAAAGCUGUCAUCAAAUGUGUCGGAUCCUCGAAAGGCCCAAGUGUACAUCUCGGAGCAAAGAGUGUUAAUUUUAUGCAGAUAGACCUGGGAGCUGUGGGUACGAAGACAGUGGAUAUUGUAAACAACUCAGAAGUGGAAGCCACAUUUCAGUUUAUGUUGGAUUGCAAUGAGAGUGUGUUUAAACUGGAGAAGACCUCUGGAGUGAUCCGACCAAACACAUCCAUGACAGUUGUGAUGAAGUUUGUUCCACAGCACCCCAUCAACUACUACAGGAAACUCACCUGUAUGGUUCAUAACCAGGGACCCUUGUUUUUGGAUCUUCUUGGAACAUGUCACUCAGAGCUUGUUAAGCCAGCAGUGUUGUUGUCAAGGCACUUGGACAAAUACAAAUGUCAUGUGGAGAGGGGUCUGUCUGUCUAUCCACCUGAGCAACUGAAUGAAAGCUUGAAAUCAGGAAAGAUUGAAUUGGAUGAUGCUGGAUGUCUAAUGCUUCCAGAAAAGUCGGAGACCGAUACAGAGAGAACUCUGCCCGUUGUUCCUCCCAUGGAUGAGUACUUCAACGAUGGCUUCCACUGUGAUAUCAAUAAUUCAGUUCCUCAUGUCAGCAUCGAUACAAAUAUUGCAGACUUUGGAAACUGUUCAAACCUCAGAGUCAUAGAGGACAAGAUCAUCAAUGUGACAAAUCACACCUAUGGGAAGGUAACCAUUCAGUGGAAUUGUGGGAACGAUCGGACCUUCUCUGUCAUGCCAAUGACCAUGGACAUCCCUCCCCUCAAGUCUUGUGCUUUCCAAGUCACUUUCAAACCUACUGUUCCUAACCAGUUCUUUGGAGCAGAAUUAGAGUGCUUUGCAUACUACAAGAGUUUGAGGGAUUACCGCCUGGUGGAGGACAACACCCACUGCCCCCCUUGGUGCCUCACUCUCACCUGUGCAGGUCAGACAUUCCAGCCAAACAAUGAGACUUUCCUUCCAAGGGUUUCAUUCGACACUACACGUCUUGUUUUCCCUGCUGUAAAUGCUAAGGAAUCUACCUACAGGACUCUCAUGUUGACCAACAAUGGGACUACCCCCAUCUUGUUUGACAUCCAGAAGGACCCAACAAACACAUACACUGUCAAGCCAGCCAAAGCUUUGCUGAAGGGACAGCAACAGAUCUUUGUGGUGAAGAUCACACCCAGUGAAGUGAAGCACUAUAAACAUGAUCUUACCUUCAAACUCAAUGAUGAUGAAAAAUACAACAAGUGUGUUGAGCUGUGGGGGUCUGCUGAGUCCCCCGAGGUGAUACUGGACACAGAGGGAGUGAUGUACUUCAAGCAGACCUGUAUUGGGACCUCCACCACCAAGCAAUACACCAUAAAAAACGUCUCCAGAAUUCCACUCCGAUUUGAAUGGAAAAUGGUUCACAAGGAUAAACAAAUAUUGUCUGUCAACCCAACUUCAGGCAUUAUUCAGCCAAACGAGUCACAGGCCCACACUUGGUCGUUUGUUCCCACUGCCGAGGAGAAAUAUCUCAUGAAGCCCUGCCUGAUUGUGUGGGGCCAGGGAUUCCACAGCUCCUCCUCAGGGGGCAAGAAGAAACAGUUCUCUGUCAGGGCCAUUGGAGAGGGCUCCAUUGGAGACAUUAAGUGUGACAACACGUACCUUGACUUUGGUGAUGUGGUGGUUGGGAGCUCCACCACUAAGAUGAUCAGUAUCAUCAACAACAGUAGCUGUAGUCUACACUACAGUCUUAUCAUUGACCAGUCCAUGGAUGGCCCCUACCCAGAGGAGAUCACCAAGGACGAUAAACUCGCCUUGAUACUGGAUAGAACUGAGGGAGUUCUGCCUGCCAGAUCUCGACAUAGUAUCCUGGCCACCGUCAAGCCAAUCAGGAGAGUCAACUAUCAGUUUGCCAUCUCCUACAAACUCAUUACUCCUAAUGGACAAGUGGUCGAUUCCAAGGUACAAGAGCCCCAGCACCUGUGUCACGUGCUGACCACCGGGGUGUUCCCAGUGAUGGCAGUCAGUGAUGCCCGCUGUUACGGCAGCGCUGUUGGCAUCAGUAAAAAGCAACUCUGGGCUCUCUUCUCUCUGGACAAUCUGAACCUGUGCUUGGACUCUGAUCCUUCUGCUGAGGAGCUCAGAUACAGUGUGGCCACCAGACACAGCCAUGCUAGAAGACCUCCUGUGUACACCAGAGCCAUUAUGGACUUCAACUUCAGUGCGGCCCCACUAGACAGUGAGCCAUGUGUUGUAAACCUCAUGUUUGAGAACACAGGAACCGUAGCCACAGAAUGGUCCUUCUUGUUCCCAACUGAUCUCCAGUUGGAGUUGGAAUACUGGGCGGAAACUGGAGAGUUUGAUGAGGAUGAACUGCAUGAGAUGAAGGUGAUGGACAACAAGCUGUUCUCCAUCAAUCCCCAGCAGGGCAAACUGGAGCCCGGGGAGUGUAGGACGGUCAGCUUCACCUACAGACACACCAUGGCCGGCACUGAUAGACUGCCCGUCCUCCUGAAACUGGCCAGGGGCAGGGAAAUUCUGUUGAAUUUUAUUGGAGUGACUGUUGAACCAGAGAGGAAGUACAUCCAUUUCCCUUCCAACAAACACAUGUUUACACCUGUUGCUGUUGGUGAAAAAGUCAGUCCCAAGCAGGUGUAUGAGCUGUAUAACGGUGGUGCUACAUCUGUCAAGUUCAACUUUGACCUUGCACCUCUAGAACUCCUUCGUCAGGAGAACUUUGACCAGCCUAUCUUUGAAUGUCUAACACCUGUUGGAGAAAUUCCACCUGGAAGAUCUUUCUCUGUGGAAUGGAGAUUCUCUCCCAUAGAGGCCAAGACAUACAUGAUUGACGUUCCAAUCCACGUCCACAAUGGGGACACAGCUAUAGUGACAUAUACAGGUGUAGGCUUUGACAGGAGGGUGAUGGGAGACACCAUGCCAAUCACUGACCAGCAAGAUCUGACUGGUGUCCCGGGGGUCCAGAGUGUUUCUGUACCUGGACAGUUAAUGUACCUGUCACAAGAAAGAAUUUCUUUUGGAAAUCUGCCACUGUUUAGUCGAUCAAGGAGAAUGGUUUUUGUGACCAACAAAUCAAAGGAUCGAGAUGUCUCGUUUGAAUGGCAUGUCACGUCUCAAGCUGAUGCUCAAUAUCUGUCCAUAUCUCCAGUCCGUGGACGGCUGUCCCCAGGGGAAAGCCGCAUGUGUCGUGUUGUAUUCAUCGCCUGCGGCGUUCCAUCAUUUUAUGAUCUGGAUCUUGUUUGUGAAGCUACUGAUGAGAUGGAGAUGGAUAAAUACAAGAAGGAACUUGCUGCUUGGGAAAAAGAGAAAUUCAGACAGAAAUAUGAGUUCUGCAUCACUGAAAAUGAUCUGGAUGCAGACAAGAGAAUUUCUGAUGAUGUUGAAAUUGUGGAGCGUCCUUCAAGUCGUCUGAGAUCUUUGGAGGAGAAAAAGAUGGAAGUAGAAGGUGAACUCACAAAAUAUAAGACCCUCCCACCAAUAAAACAACUCUCUCCUGAUGAGAGGAAAGCCUUGGAAUCUAGGAAGAAGAAGAAAGAGAAAGAUCUGUGGGAGAAACCCUCUCCUCCUGUGCCCUUCCUGCUACAUCUGGGACUGACCGCCAGAACUCAUGACAUCAGGGAGUUCCAGGCUACCUUCCCAGAGGAAUACAGCAACUAUUUUGUUGACAGGUCACUGAGUGAGAUGGCCAGCAAGGCUAAAAAGCAGGCCCUGGCCCAGAGUACUUCAACCAUUAUACCCUGCAGUACUGGAGAGGCAGAUGUAAUAUCAGGAGUACUUAGCAAUGUUUUGAGAGGUCUACUAGAUGACUCUAAUUUCCAUGAUGCAGUGAAGAAAGUAAUUAACGAUGACAUUCCUUAUUAUGCUCAAAUUGGUGAGAGACCUGCUGUAGCCCCGCCCAUAGAAAUGAGGGCUGGGCCCAGUGGGAAGACAAAAUCGGUUCAGGAGGAGUCACCCAGGGAAGAGAUGAGUCGGGUCUCGUCAGCUACACUUCCCGUGUCUCCUGAGGCCACGCCCCCUUCAUCAGCUGGAAGCAAGAAGAGUCUAAAGAGCGAAAAGAAGAAGUCAAGAAAGACGAAAACACCCCCCAGACACACCAUGGAGGAGAUAGAGAAAGUGAAGAAAGAAGGGGCCAGGAUCAAGGAGAAACAAGAUAUGAAAAAACUAUCCGAGUUUGGCAAUGUUGCAGAAUCAAUAAUUGAGAACACAAUGUUAAAUAUAAUGACAGAGGCACUGUCAGAGGAAUUCAACAUCACUGCACGGCCAAGAUUUAUAGCCCUACCUAAGAGAACUGCUUCAGCCAAGAGCCGACAGUCGUGUCAAAAUAACAAGAAAAACUAAAGAAUUUUAUUGAAUUAUACAGUUAGAUUUUUUAACUGUUUAUGAGGGGAUAAAAUGAUGUGCACUUCUGAUCUAUGACACUUUCCUUAUUCUGAUGUGUUGCUUGAUUUUCCUCUGAAGAAUAAUUGUUUUUGAGUGAAAGAGAAAAGCAUUAACCUAUAUUGUUAUAUAUCUACUAGAGGACAUUAUUGAUUUAUAUUUGUAUAGAUAUGAAUGUAAAUAGAGACACUGUUGUUGGAAAUCAUUAGAAAUAAGCAUUUUCCUGAUGAAUGUGAUAUAUUUUAUAUUGAAGACAAGUUGUAAAAUUGUUGAACAAUUAUGAAUUCUACUCCGUCCGUUUUUUUCUGUUUGUAUGAUAUUUCAAUAAACGUGAUAUCAUAAAUAUC
Molecule: messenger RNA, 5882 nt
Organism: Magallana angulata
Lineage: Eukaryota; Metazoa; Mollusca; Bivalvia; Ostreida; Ostreidae
Product: cilia- and flagella-associated protein 65-like
Exons: 41
Coding region: 16-5496 (1826 amino acids)
Source: RefSeq, a predicted model, not a curated record